CACGGUACGCCCCUCCCCGUCCUCUGUUGUUCCUUCCGUUGUCAUUUUUGUUGUUUCCUCUUCUCACUACCGAUUUGAUUUAUUUCGUUGCUCGGUGUGUUGUGCUUGCCUCUUUCUCGUUUGUCUCUCCUUCUACCUCUUACAAAUUACCUAACAUAGAAUUCUAUUUUCCGCUACUGCAAUUCUGAUUUUCCACCUUUUUUUCCCCAUCCUCUUUUCUCUCCCAUUUUGUGCAAUUUGGUUUUCUCGAACCUCCUUUAACCCCUCCCAUUAUCUGAUCUACCGCAACCAAUUUUAUGUCCAUGCACAUGUCCCGCUGACAUCAUUUACUCCGAAAAGGCAAACAAGCCAGGGUGACCAACUACGACGAGCCUGCACGGAAACAUGAAUAUUCUGCCCAACAGAGAGACGCGCAACAAAAAGCAAACAUGGGACACGUAAGCGAACCCGGCAACGUAGCCGGAAAUCCAAAGCGCAACAGUAUUCCCGAAACCUAUUCCGCCCAACCUGGAGAUACCCAAAACCAAAACCGUGUUGCGCAAGCCGAUGCCGCUGCUGCCCAUCACGCCGAGGCCAACCAGAGCGUCUCCGGCUCUCAUUCUAGCAGGAGCCGGAGUAGAACAGGAGAUACUCACGCCGCUAAGAUUGUGCAGGAGGAGAACGAAAACAGGAAUAAGUUUCCUAAGUACCCUGGCCUGGAACGAUGGGAACUGCUGGAGAAGAUGGGAGACGGCGCUUUCAGCAACGUUUACCGAGCACGAGAUACUAAGGGAAAUGCUGGCGAGGUUGCUAUCAAAGUGGUGCGAAAAUUCGAAAUGAACAACAUGCAGGGCAACAAGCAUUUACAUCCGGAUUUCAAGAAGGUUCCGAAGGCAGCAGAGCGAGCAAACAUAUUGAAGGAGGUCCAAAUCAUGCGUCAACUUGACCAUCCGAAUAUCAUUAAGCUUGUCGACUUCUCGGAAUCGAAACAAUAUUACUACAUCAUCCUCGAAUUAGCUCCCGGCGGAGAAUUAUUCCACCAAAUUGUGCGUCUGACUUACUUCAGCGAAGAGCUCUCGAGACACGUCAUCGUACAAGUUGCAAAGGCCCUAGAGUACCUACACGAAGAGAAGGGCGUCGUACACCGUGACAUCAAACCCGAAAACAUCUUAUUCAGCCCGAUACCAUUCGUUCCAUCAAAGCAACCGAAACCAAAGCAACCCGGCGAUGAAGAUAAGGUCGAUGAAGGCGAAUUUAUUAAGGGAUUGGGAGCCGGAGGAAUUGGUCAGAUCAAGAUCGCUGAUUUCGGUCUAUCGAAGAUCGUCUGGGAUAACCAAACCAUGACGCCAUGUGGCACCGUCGGGUAUACGGCGCCCGAGAUAGUGAAGGAUGAGCGUUACUCAAAGUCGGUCGACAUGUGGGCUUUAGGUUGCGUGUUGUACACAUUAUUAUGCGGGUUUCCCCCAUUCUACGACGAGAGCAUCGAGGUAUUGACGGAGAAGGUUGCUAAGGGCCAAUACACUUUCCUGUCGCCUUGGUGGGAUGACAUUUCCAAAUCCGCCCAGGAUCUAAUUUCUCAUCUACUCGCUGUCGAUCCAGAUGAGCGAUACACCAUCAAAGAGUUCCUGAGCCAUCCUUGGAUACAAGGAACUGGUCCUACGCCACGUGAUGAGAAGAAACAAGCGAAUCCUGACGUACUUCGUGCAUUCGAUGCGGGACGACUUAUCGACGGGGAGCGUCGCAUGGACUUCAGGUCUCCUGGUGCGGUCAACCUCCGAGAGAUCUUCGAUGUCGGUUAUUCCGUACAUCGGCAGGAAGAAGAGGCCAAACGCAGGAAACAACUUGGUGCAAAGGGGGCUCCACCGGCCCGAUUGGCUGGUCUCGAUGAAGAAGAUUCGGAAGAAGAAAAAUCAGAUCCUGAGUAUGUACACAAAGCCGAAGCGCAACUUGAACAGAGUAUGCGUAAGACGCACUUGGGUAAGGACCAGGAGCGUGGCCGAGAGCGAGAGCGAGACCGAGACAGACAUACCGACAAGGAGCCUCAGAAAGGGUACGGCCAACACAGCGCUAGUGUGGCUCAAGCUGCUCGACAGCAAGUUCGUGACCGUAAUAAGCAGCGGGGAGCGUUCGAACUGAAUCUUGACGGGGCGACCUUACUUGGCAGGCGAGCCGGAAAGGCUCUUCCCACCGCUAGCGUCGGUGGCUUAUAGGACAAGACAGAUGACGAGCGGCGAGAUGAGGUCGGGAAGAAACGUAAGCACGAUGACUGAUGGCAUUACUUGAUUGACUCGAAGCAUAUGUAGGCCGAGUUGUUCACUAGGCGCGGAGAAUGGGACUUUGGUGUUUCGAGGCGUGCGGCAUAGGUUUGAAUGAGCAAUAUGGGAGUUGGUCGUGUAUUUUUCAUGCAUCCGCAACGCUGCACACAUAGGGCCUGGCGUUCCCGGGAUUAAGAUACAUACUUCGCCUUUCCAACAUAU
This is a messenger RNA of Annulohypoxylon truncatum, 2456 nucleotides long. RefSeq names its product CAMK/CAMK1 protein kinase. Gene Ontology annotation, biological process: mitotic DNA damage checkpoint signaling; protein phosphorylation. The coding region runs from base 429 to 2189 and encodes 586 amino acids. The record is from RefSeq and is a predicted model, not a curated record. Lineage: Eukaryota; Fungi; Ascomycota; Sordariomycetes; Xylariales; Hypoxylaceae. The transcript is spliced from 4 exons. Gene Ontology annotation, cellular component: nucleus. Gene Ontology annotation, molecular function: protein serine/threonine kinase activity; ATP binding.